Molecule: messenger RNA, 2154 nt
Organism: Blumeria graminis f. sp. triticale
Lineage: Eukaryota; Fungi; Ascomycota; Leotiomycetes; Helotiales; Erysiphaceae
Source: the annotation of a GenBank genome assembly
AUGAUGGGACACUCAUCCGACACACAGAGUUCAGGGCCGAACCUAAAGCGUAAAACAUCGGACAAAGAACUACCAAGCAUAGCCCAGCAUCAUCCUGAAAAGUCAUCCGAAUGUGUAGAACCACUUUCGAAGCGAUCAAGAAACGAAAGCGAGGCGGAAGAUCAAAAUUCACGCCUGAGUGAGAAGGUGAAUGGUGUAGCGCUAAUCAAAGACGAGACUAGAUACCGCAUUUCCACUAUAGAUCAGGUGCUCAACCCUGCCUGCGGUGAUGCCGACGAAAAAAGUUUGCCUCAGCGACGCGAAAACAAAUCUCGCGACCACAGCCGAAAGAAGAGUAAAGGGCAAAAUAAGAACCGAGACUUUGGAUCCUCCGAUGACCGUAUCCGUCUCUGUAAUAGUCGUGCCAACUCCUCUGAAUUUUCUCCCAAGGAAUGCUCUUAUGGUGACAACUGCAAACUAAGUCAUGAUUUGCGAGGCUACCUUGCACUUGGCAAAAGGGAAAACUUAACAACAUUUGGCGGCAAGUGCCCUGUUUAUGAAGUUAAUGGGGUUUGUCAUGCGGGAUGGAAGUGUCGCUUUAUUUCAAGUCAUUCCAAAGAAGUUGAAAGAGAUGAUGGACGUCGAGAGCUAGUCCUCAUUGAAGAGAAUGGCUCAGACGCCAAAACUGAUAAUGAAUUUAGGACUGGCAUAUAUAAUAACGUCACUACAGCAGAAAAGUUGAGCCUGGCAAAGAGAAAGACUCCAACUGAAAAAGCUGACCAGUUCCUAACAUGGUUAGAAAAUGACCAAAAAGCCAUGGAUAAGAUUUACCACCAAAAACAUAAUGAAGCAGAGGGAAGGGAAGAUAUCGCGGAACAACGUGCUCAAUUCAUUGACCCUCCGCUUCGACCCUCCGAAAAGCGAAGAAUAUAUUUUGGUGCCGAAACACCCAUUCUAGCGCCGCUCACCACACAAGGCAAUCUACCAUUCAGGCGGCUAUGUGUAAACCUUGGCGCACAGCUGACCUAUUCAGAGAUGGCCAUGACAACUCCUCUUAUUCAGGGCUUAAAGACAGAGUGGGCACUCAUGAAAGCACAUGAGAGCGAAAUUUCACCUCCAAAAUAUACACCGACAUCGAUUAUUACUGGAUACGAUAAUUCUACAGAUCUCAAAUUUGCUGCCCAAGUAUCUGCCAGUAAGCCUUGGCAAGCUGUCAGAGGGGCGGAAGUUAUAACAAAUCUUGUUCCACACCUCCGUUUGAUAGAUCUAAACUGUGGUUGCCCCAUAGAUCUGGUCUUUCAAAAUGGCGCUGGAUCCGCACUCUUGGAUGCAAACUCAAAGUUGGAGAAGAUGAUCAGAGGAAUGAAUCUAGUUUCAGGAGCUACACCUAUUACUGCUAAGAUCCGUAUGGGAACUAAAAACGACAAACCUACAGCGAAGAAAACUAUUGAGAGGCUAGCCUUUGGCGGUAAAGAGCUAAGAGAACGUCUCGGCGCUCCUGGCUGCGCUGCUAUAACUCUGCAUGGACGUAGCCGGCAGCAAAGAUACACCAAGCUUGCUGACUGGAAAUAUAUAUCCGAAUGUGCCACUCUGGUCAAUUCCUACAAUAAGAGGAAGGAUGAGUUGACAGAUACAAUUGGAGAACCAGACGAUCGUACCAUGGCCAACGGUGGAAAGAUGUACUUCAUAGGAAACGGUGACUGCUAUUCGCAUGUUGAUUAUUUUGAUCAUCUAAAUAAUUCUGGUGUACACGCUGUCAUGAUAGCUCGUGGAGCCUUGAUUAAGCCAUGGAUAUUUGAAGAGAUUGAAAAAUACCAAUACCUUGAUAAAUCAGCUACUGAACGCCUUCAAUAUGUCGAGAAAUUUGCAAAGUAUGGACUGGAGGCCUGGGGUUCUGAUGAAGUUGGAAUCGGUAGAACUCGAAAGUUUCUCCUUGAAUGGUUAAGCUUUUCUCAUCGAUAUGUCCCUAUUGGUAUCCUCGCCCAUCUACCUCCAAGUCUCAACGAUCGACCACCAGCAUACAAGGGAAGAAAUGAUUUGGAGACGCUCUUGGCGAGUGAGGAUUACUUGGAUUGGAUAAAAAUAAGUGAAAUGUUUCUUGGACCAGCUCAUAAAGACUUCAAAUUCCAACCCAAGCAUAAGUCAAAUAGCUAUGAAAUUGAAGCAGAGGGAUAA